This is a messenger RNA of Arabis nemorensis, 282 nucleotides long. NCBI's taxonomy places the organism in Eukaryota, Viridiplantae, Streptophyta, Magnoliopsida, Brassicales, Brassicaceae. The record is from the annotation of a GenBank genome assembly.
AUGAAUGCUAUUGAACGGUGGGUGCCGACGGUUCGGAUGGAUUUCCCAGCAAAAAAUCCCUUUUGGGUCAAGAUUAUUAAUCUACCAGACCAGCACUGCGAGAAGCGAUCGGUGAAGAGGAUUGGUGAGGACUUAGUUGAAUACAUGGAUUGGAAAGACACUGAACCUUUCCCCAUGGUUCGAGUAAUGGUGGAGUGUGACUCAUCGCUGAUAUUCAAUCGCGAAACUGUUUCAGACAUAGGCGAGAUCUUCUACAUCGAAUUCAAUUAUGUGAAGUUGUAA